Messenger RNA from Bemisia tabaci, 2173 nucleotides. It is a transcript of the gene Caf1-105, whose product is annotated as chromatin assembly factor 1, p105 subunit. Gene Ontology annotation, biological process: nucleosome assembly; DNA replication-dependent chromatin assembly. Gene Ontology annotation, molecular function: protein binding. The record is from RefSeq and is a predicted model, not a curated record. Gene Ontology annotation, cellular component: CAF-1 complex; nucleus. Lineage: Eukaryota; Metazoa; Arthropoda; Insecta; Hemiptera; Aleyrodidae.
CUUCCAUACUUUCUGACCUCUGUUCUCUUUGUAAACUAGCUACCCUUAUUAUCGAAAUUUAUGUGUUUUAAUCCCCAUUUCUACUUUCAACUCUGAACUCCACUUUUUAGAAAUGAAAUACUCGAGCCCUGAAAUUUCAUGGCAUAAUCGAGAUCCUGUUCUCAGUGUUGAUAUUCAGCGUUCUUCUACCAACUUUUACAGACUGGCCUCGGGCGGAACGGAUUCACAUGUUUUGAUUUGGCAUAUUGUUAUAGAAGAGAAUGGAAAUUCCAGAAUUGAGUUUGCCUCUGAUCUCUCCAGGCACCAAAAAGCUGUCAAUUGCGUCAGAUUUGCCCCCACAGAAGAAUACCUUGCCUCUGGAGAUGAUGAGGCAUCAAUCAUCCUCUGGAAACCCAAAACUGAAGCAGAUUUUCCAGAAGACAAUGAUGAAGGUUUCAAAGAACAGUGGCUUGUGUGGAAAGUUUUAAGAGGGCAUCUUGACGAUAUUUAUGAUUUGAGCUGGGCUCCCAAUUCCAAACAAUUGAUAUCCGGUUCUGUUGAUAACACAGCAGUUGUCUGGGAUGUAGAAAAAGGUCAAAAAAUCGCAAGUCUGGGAGAACAUAAAAGUUUUGUGCAGGGUGUUGCGUGGGAUCCCAAAAACAAAUUAGCAGCAACUUUAAGCAGCGAUAGGGUAAUGAGAGUCUAUAAUUUAGCAACGCGGCGCGUUGUGAAUCGUGCAUAUAAAUCAAAAUUAUCUGUCCCUGAAAAUCAUCCUAUGGAAGGUAACGUGCAACGAUUAUUCCACGAUGAUACAUUGAAAUCUUUCUUUAGGCGGCUAACUUUCUCACCAGAUGGUGAGCUUUUAAUCGCUCCUGCAGGGAUAUUAGAACCAGCCCAACAAGGAGAAAAGCGUGUAAAUACAACACUAGUAUUCACCAGGAAUAAUCUAAGCAGGCCUGUCUUAUAUUUUCCAACUUUUAACCAAUACACAGUAGCCGUACGCUGUUGUCCUGUUUUGUUCCAACUGAGAGACAUGAGCGGUGGAGCGCCUGUCUUUGCAUUACCGUACCGAAUAGUAAUUGCAGUGGCAACUCAGAAAAGUGUCCUUUUGUAUGAUACGCAACAUGCUUCACCAUUUGCGUUCAUUGCCAAUAUCCAUUUUACUAGGCUCACUGAUCUUACCUGGUCAUCUGAUGGCAAGAUUCUGGUCAUUUCCUCCACAGACGGAUAUUGCUCGAUCAUCACUUUUGCCGACAACGAGUUGGGAAUUCCUUUUGUCCAAGGAGAGGAUGAAUCAGGAGUGGAAAAGAAAAUGUCUGUAGCAUAAUUGUGUUCAUUACUUACCAUAAUUUCAUAACUGUGAUAAGAAUUUUUGAUAAUCAAUUUGACCAAGUCCAUGAUUAUGUGCUUUCUAUGAUUUGACAGCUCAAUAUCAAGUGUUGCCAAAAUGUUUUAAUUUUUUAUUCUUAUUGUAAAAAUUUGUAUGUAAUCGGGGAUCUCACUUGAGUUUUCACUUUUUAAAAUAGGAGUAUAAUAGCACUCAGAAAAUAAAUAUUCCUGCCUAGCCAUCAUUGAUUGCUUAUUUGGGUAUAAGUAUCAGAAAACUGUCCUAAAUGAAGUCUUCCACUGGGUAAUCAUGAAUUCAUUUGUCUUUUUAAUCUUCUCAAUAGAUAAAAACAACAAUUUUGACCUUUCUGACUGGCCUAGUCAUUAAUGCUAUCUAAUAUUAUUAUGCAUUGCCAUAUAGAUAACAUUCUGAAAAUCGGAUCUGUUGAUGAUUUUACUCUCAUGAAAAAUUGAGCUUUGUCAUCGCAAUAUAUAUUAACACGUAUUGUCACUUUUCUGAUGUAAGGGCGUAACUGAUCUUUGAGUAGAGCCCUAUUGUCCAUUUAAUACUGUAAUAGGGCGUAUACAAGCAAUGACAGUUGAUAAAUUUUGUAUUUAUGUAAAUUGAAAUUACCACGUAAAUUGAUGGGAGGCAUUUUUUAAUCGGAUUAAGAUACACACUUACAUUUAAUAAUGAUAGAGGUGAAAAUCCUAUUAGACACUUAAACACAAUUUAGAUGGAAAGUACCAUUAAGUGAUGUAUCUAUACAAUACUCUUACUUACAGAUAUUUUCUGAAAGUCCAGUGUCACCAAAGAACUACAAAAAAUGUUAAGAAUUCAAUAAAACUAUCCGGUUAAAAUCCUUCA